AUGGAAGGUGAUGCAGCAACGAUGUUGUGUGUUGGAUUGUUGGUUGCAUUCGUUAUCGUAUUCCUAACAAAAGCACUGCGUUGGGUGUGGCUGGAGCCGAAAAGUGCAGAGAGAUUCCUCCGAAGACAAGGCCUGAAAGGAAACUCAUACACGCUUUUCUUCGGAGAUAUCAAAACUAUGGCCACGAUGCUGCGUGAAGCAAAAUCUAAACCCUUAGACAUCAACGAUGAUAUUGCUCCUCGCCUAGGUCCAUUUCAACAUCAACUGGUAAAAGAUUGUGGGAAGGAUUCGUUUUUUUGGUAUGGCCCGAAGAUUACAGUGAAUAUUAUGGACCCAGAAGGAAUAAAAGAGGUUCUGAAUGUGAUAAGUGACUAUCCGAAGCCGUCCCUUAAUCCACUUGCUAAGCUCCUCAUAACAGGACUUGUAGACCUUGAUGGAGAGAAAUGGUCAAAGCACAGAAAGGUCAUCAACCCUGCAUUUAAUCUCGUCAAGCUCAAGCAUGUGUUGCCAGCCAUGUUUCAUAGUUGUAACCAGAUGAUGAACGAAUGGAAGAUGUUACUAUCGAAAACAGGAUCAUGCGUGGUAGAUGUUUGGCCAUUCUUGAAUAACCUCUCAGCUGAUGUGAUUUCUCGUACAGCUUUCGGAAGCAGCUAUGAAGAGGGAAAAAUAGUAUUUGAACUCCUGAAAGAACAAGCUCAACUUACAGCCAAGGUCCUACAAUCUGUUUAUAUUCCAGGAUGGAGGUUUCUACCAACUAGAUUGAACAAAAGGAUGAAGAAGAUUGACCAUGAAAUUGGAAAUGUACUUAGUGGAAUUAUCCAAAAGCAGGAAGCUAUUAUGAAGACAUGCGAAGCUCCAAAUAACCUACUAGGGUUACUAUUGGAGUCCAAUCAAAAAGAGAUUGAAGAUCUUGGACUUAAAAAGGAUGUUGGAAUGAACACUGAUGAUGUCAUUAACGAGUGUAAGUUAUUCUACUUUGCUGGACAAGAAACAACGUCGGUGCUACUAAAUUGGACAAUGGUGUUAUUAAGUAGGUUUCCCAAGUGGCAAACCCUAGCAAGAGAAGAGGUCAUUGAAACUUUUGGCACACAAGAACCAGACUAUGAUGGAUUAAAUCGUCUAAAAGUUGUCACAAUGAUUUUGUACGAGGUUCUAAGAUUAUAUCCACCAGUUACUGCUAUUACAAGAGUCGUAAAGAAGGAAGCUAAAGUUGGAAAUUUGACUUUACCAGAAGGAGCAUUAGCUACUAUUCCAAUCGUGUUGGUACACCAUGAUUUUGAAUUAUGGGGCAGUGAUGCAAAAGAGUUCAAACCAGAGAGAUUCUCUGAAGGAAUCUUGAAAGCAACAAAGGGUCAAGUUUCAUUUCUGCCAUUUGGAUGGGGUCCUCGAAUAUGCAUUGGGCAAAACUUUGCUUUGCUUGAAGCCAAAAUGGCUUUGUCUUUGAUUCUGCAGAACUUUUCGUUUGAGCUAUCCUCGUCAUAUGUUCAUGCUCCAACUACAGUUAUUACUGCUCAACCUCAAUUUGGCACGUCUAUUGUAUUACAAAAAUUAUAG
Messenger RNA from Sphenostylis stenocarpa, 1554 nucleotides. NCBI's taxonomy places the organism in Eukaryota, Viridiplantae, Streptophyta, Magnoliopsida, Fabales, Fabaceae. The record is from the annotation of a GenBank genome assembly.